AUGGCGCCUCCUUUACACGCACACCCUCGGUCCACUUUGUCCAAAAUGUCCCUGCAUCCUGCUCAACCUCAGACUUCCGUCUCGCCAACGUCCACAUUUUCUUCCUCCUACUCAGUUUUACCUCCAAAACCUUCCUCGUUUUCUACUUCUUCAAACAACCCACCCUCCACGGGUUCAACCUCACCUUCCCCCGUGACAUUCACGUCUCUCAUCUCGAAAACACCUCUCGCCAAACUUCCACCCGUUCCUCUCCCCGAACCGUCGCCGUUUCCCACAAAGGAAUCGAACCCUCAUCGGUCCAAGCGACCUCCGCUUCGACCCCUCCCUCACACCACAGGUCCGCUGUUCAAGCACCAACCUUUCACAGUGAGCUGGAACAUCCCUGACCUGGUGUGUAAAAGAUACAACAUCUCCCUGGACACCUCUGCGUUUAAAGGAGUGGCCACGCCUGCAAAGGUCCCAGGUCAGUUCCUGUCUCUGUUCUACACCGACCGACUGGGUCUUUACCCACAUGUAGACCUUGUUGGUAGAAAGCAGUUGUAUGGAGGUAUUCCUCAGAGGGGCAACCUGAGAGCCAGUAUGAACAAGGCCAGAGCUGAUAUCACCUACUACAUCACAUCCAAGACCAGCCGGGGCUUGGCUGUGAUAGACUGGGAGGAAUGGCGCCCCCUGUGGGACAGGAACUGGGGCACUAAGAGGAUCUACCAGCUUUUAUCUGUGGCCCACGCCAUGCAGACAAACCGCUCGCUCACAGUGGAGCAGGCCACAGAAAAGGCCAAACAACGGUUCCAGGUGGCAGCCAGAAGUUUGAUGUCAGGGAUGCUGACGAUGGGCAGAGCCAUGAGGCCCAACUACCUCUGGGGCUUCUACCUGUUUCCCAACUGCUAUAACUACGGCUGGUUGGAGCCCGGCUACUCAGGCCGGUGCUCCAAGGAGGUGAGGAGGCAGAACGAUGAGCUCCUGUGGCUGUGGGAGUCCAGCACGGCCCUCUACCCAUCGGUCUACCUGCAGGCCUCACUGGCAGAUAACCCCAGAGCUGCCCUGAUGGUGAGGAACCGUGUCCAGGAGGCCCUGCGGGUGUCCAGCCUGCCGCGGCGGAGCGGAGGCGCCGCGCCCGUGUUCGUUUACACGCGUCCCGUCUUUGUCGAUCAGAACCGACGCUUCCUCAGCCAGGGGGACUUGGUGAGCACCGUGGGGGAGAGUGCAGCAGUGGGAGCGUCUGGUGCUGUGCUGUGGGGGGCCAGCGCCGACUACGAUAACCAGGCCUCCUGUGAAUCCCUCUCAUCCUACCUCUCCUCCACCCUUAACCCUUACGUCACCAACGUCUCCGCCGCCGCCCAGCUCUGCAGCAGCUUCCUGUGCCGGGGGAACGGCCGCUGCGUCCGCAAACACUACAACUCCAACCACUACCUCCACCUGAACCCGGACAGUUUCCGGGUCGUGCACAUUCAGAGGCGCUACCUGGCUCUCGGGAGAGCUACCUUCGCGGACCUGAAGGCCCUGAGCAGGGGAUUCACCUGUCAAUGCUACCGAGGCCUGAGCUGCACUCCCAGGACUCCCAGGGAGCUCGCCAAGGCCCUGAGGUUCAGUAGGAAACAGGGGCUGCACCAAAAAGCCCGGACACUCAAUAAAGCUGCAUUGGAUGAUAUGCAACAAGCUAGUAUUCCUAAAGACAAUACUGGGAAGAACUUGAAAGUUUAGCUUGUUGCACAAAUUAAACCAAACUACUCCUUCAGUUCAGACUUGGAGAAUCCGCAGUCCAGCUGCAGACCUUGAAAUCCAGAUGAUAAGAAGGCGUCUGCGUGUUUCACCCCUUUAGCCUGAUUUGCAUUUCCUGUGAUUGUAAUUUGAAAGACGGCCGGCCCUCGCUCGACUGGAGUUCAAAAGCAGACGACAUCGGUGGAGCUCCAGGCUGAACGGCUCUUCCUCCCGGUCUCCCAUCACAAAUAAAUAGAUUUAAAGGACUCAGGAAGUGUCACCCUUCAAAGCCUCUGCACUGUGAACACACUGACAGAACCUGAACAAAUCUGUCAGCAGUCUGCAGUUAAGAACCAAACCAGGAGGAAAGGAAUCAAAGAGCCUUAUCAAACACGUCAUAUCAUUCACUGUAGGCAUUUGUAUGUGAUUUGACUGUACAUGUAAAUAAAUGGAAAGAG
This is a messenger RNA of Platichthys flesus (European flounder), 2156 nucleotides long. Its product is annotated as hyaluronidase-1-like. Gene Ontology annotation, biological process: carbohydrate metabolic process; hyaluronan catabolic process. The record is from RefSeq and is a predicted model, not a curated record. The transcript is spliced from 7 exons. Gene Ontology annotation, cellular component: acrosomal vesicle. The coding region runs from base 1 to 1701 and encodes 566 amino acids. NCBI's taxonomy places the organism in Eukaryota, Metazoa, Chordata, Actinopteri, Pleuronectiformes, Pleuronectidae. Gene Ontology annotation, molecular function: hyalurononglucosaminidase activity.